Pipistrellus nathusii (Nathusius's pipistrelle) is the source of this 228-nucleotide messenger RNA. NCBI's taxonomy places the organism in Eukaryota, Metazoa, Chordata, Mammalia, Chiroptera, Vespertilionidae. The record is from the annotation of a GenBank genome assembly.
AUGUCUGUGCCGGAGUCGGAGCUGGCGCCAGGGCGGCCGGAGGAUGCCGAGGGGCCGCAGCCGGGCGGGCCGAGGGCCGAGGCUCGCGCUGUCCCCCGCUCCUGCCCAGUGAGCCACGCCAACCGGCUGUCCGAGCUCUGCCUCCGCGCCCUCCACCCCGGGCUCUCGCGGUGCCUCCCCGUCCUUCCCCAGGCCGCUGCCCUCUCCCCCGCGGUGCUGCUUGUGUAA